Messenger RNA from Gossypium raimondii (Peruvian cotton), 1199 nucleotides. RefSeq names its product short chain aldehyde dehydrogenase 1. Lineage: Eukaryota; Viridiplantae; Streptophyta; Magnoliopsida; Malvales; Malvaceae. The transcript is spliced from 2 exons. Gene Ontology annotation, molecular function: oxidoreductase activity, acting on the CH-OH group of donors, NAD or NADP as acceptor. The coding region runs from base 118 to 933 and encodes 271 amino acids. The record is from RefSeq and is a predicted model, not a curated record.
AAAAGCAAAAUAAGACUAUUUAUCUAAAACAUCAUCCCCACACGCUACUUGAGGAUAAUAAAACAAACAACAAAGAAAGUGAAACACAAAACACCAAACAACCGGGAGCUAUGAUGAAUGGCGAGUCUUCGAUCGGUAGCUAAGAGACUAGAAGGUAAGGUAGCAUUGAUAACCGGUGGCGCCAGCGGCAUCGGAGAGAGCACAACCAGGGUGUUCGUUGAACACGGAGCAAAGGUUUUAGUUGCUGAUAUCCAAGACGAAUUAGGCCAAUCCCUCUGCAAACAGCUUGGAAGCCCAGAAAGCGUCAGCUAUACCCACUGUGACGUAACAUCUGAAUCGUAUGUUCAAAACGCCGUGGAUACCGCAGUCUCUAGGUACGGAAAGCUUGAUAUCAUGUUCAAUAACGCAGGCAUAGCAGGGGAGGCGGAACCAAGGCUCAUUGCUUCCAGUCUCCAUGACUUCAAGAGAGUAUUCGAUGUAAACGUGUUAGGUGGAUUCUUGGGUGCUAAGCAUGCGGCUAGAGUGAUGAUACCAGCCAAGAAAGGGUGCAUUCUCUUCACUGCUAGUAUAGUUUCAAAGAUAAGCAUGGGUCUGUCACAUGCAUACACCACAUCGAAGCAUGCUGUGGUAGGGUUGACUGAAAAUUUGGCAGUGGAGUUAGGUGAGUAUGGGAUUAGAGUUAAUUGCAUUUCUCCUUAUGCAAUUGUCACCCCGUUGUUCCAAAAGACCUCAGGAGUUUCAAAAAAGGAAAAGGUUGAGGAGAUAUUAUCUGCCGCGGGAGUACUAGAAGGGGCCAUAUUGGAACCCAGUGACAUCGCUCAGGCUGCCUUGUUUCUGGCAAGUGACGACGCCAAGUAUCUAAAUGGCGUCAACUUACCUGUGGAUGGAGGUUAUAGUCUCAACAAUCAAACAUGGAAAGCAGGAUUUCCCUGAACAACCAUUAUGCUAAUAAAUUAGGGUUUAGAAUUUAUAUUUAUGUAGCCAACUUGAUAAAUUUACAUGUGUACAUGUAAGCUAUGUUUACUCUCUUCUCUCCCCCUUAUUUCUUUUGGUGGGUGAAAAACCUCUAAUAGCUACCAUCGUACUAUAAUGUGAUUUUUAACUCUAUUUUAUUAGUUGAAAUUGACAAUGUAAAGCUGUUGAGUCAGUGUAAAAGAAAGUUAAUAAAUGUUGCAGCGAUAAGGUUAUUGGUGCUUUAA